Echinococcus granulosus is the source of this 1308-nucleotide messenger RNA. RefSeq lists its product as hypothetical. The record is from RefSeq and is a predicted model, not a curated record. Bases 1 to 1308 code for a protein of 435 amino acids. NCBI's taxonomy places the organism in Eukaryota, Metazoa, Platyhelminthes, Cestoda, Cyclophyllidea, Taeniidae. The transcript is spliced from 4 exons.
AUGCGUAUCUCCUGGACACGCAUUUUGCCAGGUAAAAGAAUUCCACUCUCAGAAAAUUCUGAUUCAAAUUCAAACUUGGACAUAGGCUCUCAAACGGAUUUUUCUCAUCCACACUUUCCCGAUUUUUCAAAUGAGUCUUUGCCUAGAUUGGAGGCAAAUGAUCUUCCUUUUCCCCAGUUUCACGAUAUUGAACAGUCUCGUAUUUUAUCAAUCCUCAGAAGUACUACAGAAUCUGACCGCAAGAUUAGUAUUCAUAGAUUUGCGCAGCACUUGUGCAUUGUCUACGAAUACCAAAUAGGAUUCCUCCAAGGCUUAAAAGCAGUGCAUAGUGCUGCAGACUACGUUGCCGAGGUCCUUAUAAGAUCAAUCCAAAGUGGACGCAUAUCUUCCUUCUCUCCGAAUGAGCUUACACUGCAGCUACUUCAUGACUCUGGCUGUAGGCCAUCUUCUCAAACAAAGUGCAUUAAAACCUCACCCAUGACUGGCACCGGUGAGCAACUUUCUUGGCGGCUUGGCGAAAUUUGGACUCGACCUGGCCUUCGACAUAAUGAAGUUGGUGGUGAAAACUGCCACAACUUAAAUAUUGUGACACACUUUUUAGCACCAUGCUCUACUGAGCUGGAAAUCAAGCGGCCUGAUAUCUACGGGUAUCGCAACCUAAUUGUCCUUCCCAAUACGGAACCAUCUACCUUUUUUUCAGAUGUGUAUGAAAACGCUAACCUGAAUGGCGCCACUGUUUUCACGAAUGAUAGCAGUAUAAUGGGAGCGAGGUCUGGCUAUUACGAUAUCUUUGUGCCUGAUGAAGAAACCAUUGCCGUUCAAAAGAUAGAUAAGUCACCAAGUUCUCCGGUUCGACGAGGAGAUGUCAUUAAACGACAACAAGGCAGCACCUCCAUAGAGCCUAUCGACCCGUUUUCCUUUGUAAUUUACGAGCGACCAAGCGUGAUUGAUCAUCUAACUGAAUGCGAGUCAUUUGCAGCCUUUUGCAAACGCCAAAAUAUUUGUCCAGUUAUGUUUCUCAACCAGGAAACUGAUUUAUUUGAGGGGCGCGUCUGUACAAGUUUAUUUCAAAACUUUGAUAUUUUUUGCCUUACUACGAAUGGUUACAUGUCAAAGGCUUUGCCUGAUGAGCCCACUGACCAUCCAGUUUCUCAAAAAUCAGGUCGAGAAAAAAGUCGCUUGCUCCGGUCCACCGAUGUGUGCCUUGUUACCGGUGAUCAUACGGAGGAAGCAUUGCCGGUUCGUGAGUGGAAGCUUUACAAAGGUAACAGGGCACGUAUAAGGGUAAAAAUUCAGCAGCUGGUAUAG